AUACCUAACUGUAAAUAAAGAAAAAUCACUUAUGUGCACCACAGGUUAGUUGUGUUGUGAUACACGUGAAACUGGUGUCACUUCACUUCUGUGAAGAUUUAGAAACAAUAACUAGACUGAAUUUGAAAUCCAAGAGUCUGAGAAGUCUCCACCAUCAUGGGGGAUGCUAUCAACGAUGCGCGAUUUUCGCACAUCGCGAACGAUCCCAGAUUCAAAUCUAUUCCACGAUCUCAACGCAAAGUGAAAAUUGAUAAACGUUUCAAAGCUAUGUUUGAAGAUAAACGAUUUAAAACAAAGUACACUGUAGAUAAAAGAGGUCGACCUACUCCUAAAACUUCAAAUGAGGAUUUGGAGCGCUUUUAUGAUUUGUCAUCAGGUAGCAGCGACUCAGAAGACAGUGACGAUGUAGAUGAUGAUAAGAAUGAUGUGGCCUCCUUGAAAAAUAAAAGUAAACCGAAGUUGGAUGCUGUCCUGCAGGAUGGAGAAUCAGAUGACACGACUUCUGAUGAUAGUGGAGACGAAGUUCAAAGCACUUCUGAAACUAAACUUGUGGAGGAUAAUGAGGGAAGUGUUAGGAGUGAUGAUGAGGAGCUCAAUGACAAAAUAAGAUCAAAGUUACGGGAUGUAUCUGUGGACUAUGCUAGAGGUGAAGGUGCCAUUCUAACAGAUAGUUCGUCCGAUGAAGAAAGUAGCGGAGAUGAGGUAGAUGAAACUCCUGAGCAUGGCUGGGGAGAACUUGAUAAAGAUGCAGAGAGGACAGAUGAAGUAACAUCCCGCUUGGCUGUUUGUAACAUGGAUUGGGAUCGCAUAAGAGCAGUGGACCUUAUGGUUCUUCUGAACUCGUUUACUCCCACUGGUGGAUUGAUUCGCUCAGUUACAAUUUACCCCUCUGAAUUCGGACUGGAAAGAAUGAAAACGGAAGAUGUGCAAGGUCCUACAGAAUUAGUGAAGCAGGCAUCAAAAAAUCAGAAAAAGUAUACAGAGGCUGAGGAUGAUGAUAGUGACAGUGGUGAUGAUGAUGAAGGUCCCAUUGAUGAGAAUGAGGAAGGCAGCAGUUACCACAUGGAAAAACUGCGUAAAUAUCAGUUAAACAGAUUAAAAUAUUUUUAUGCUAUUGUUGAAUGUGACUCUCCAAAUACUGCCAAUAACAUUUACACAGAGUGUGAUGGAAUGGAAUAUGAGAGCAGUGCUACGCGACUAGACUUGCGUUUUGUUCCAGACGACACUACUUUUGAACAGGAUCCACGAGAAACAUGCACAGGAAUGCCUGAUGCUGGUAAAUAUAAGCCUCGGAAUUUCACAACCACUGCUUUGCAACAAGCAAAAGUUGAACUGACUUGGGAUGAGACAGAUCCUACAAGGUCAGAAAUUGCAAGUCGCUUAAUGGCUGGGGAUACAGUUGAUGACAAAGACCUACAAGCAUACCUAGCUUCAUCCAGUGAUGAAGAAAAUAGUGCAGAGGAGCAGGAUAAGGUCCAGAGAGGAAAAAGAAACCAGAACAUUGUGGAUGGCAAACAAAGUAAUAGUGAGCCAAGUAGUGAUGAUGAAGACCCUAUUGCAAAGUAUCGAUCCCUACUUAGUGGAAUUGAGGAAGACGAGAAAGAAAGAAAAAAUAAAGAUGUACAUAUGGAAAUAUCAUGGGGAUUAGGUCUAAAAGAGAAAGCUGAAGAGGCAGUGAAGAAGAAAAUGGCAAAUUCUAAAGAACUUACACCUUUCCAAGAAAUGAUGGAAAAACGGAAACAGAAGCGCUUAGAGAAGAAAAAGCAAAAGAUACAGAAGAAGAUGCAGAAGUCCGAAGAUGAUGAGAAUGGAGGGAUUUCUUCUGACGAUGAGAUUCCUUCAGAUAUCGAUAUGAAUGACCCUUACUUUGCUGAAGAAUUCAAAGACAUGAAAAGUAAGCCUAAGAAAAAUAAGGGAAAGAAGAAGAAAGAAGAUUUUGAAGAAACCGAUGAACAACUGCAGAGUAAGGCCGAGCUUGAGCUAUUGCUCCUGGACAAGGAUGAACCAAAACAUUUUAACUUCAAGAAAAUUCAAGAGGAGGAAACUGGGUCUAAAAGUAAACGAAAAGCACGACGAAAGAAAGGGAAAGAGCUUUCCAAGAAAGAAACUCCUGAAGAUGACUUCAAGAUUAAUGUGGAUGACAGCAGAUUUUCUGCAUUAUAUUCUUCUCACCUCUAUAAUAUUGAUCCCACUGAUCCCCAUUUCCGCAAGAGUAAUGGAAUGGAAGCUCUGAUCUCAACUAAGCAGAAGAGGCUCGCUGAUUCAAGUCUUGAGGUUUCAGAUCACAUCCAAAGUGCUCCUCCUAAAAAGUCUAAGAAGGAUGCAGAACUAUCUCUUUUAGUCAAAUCUGUUAAAAACAAAACACAGAAUCUAAAGAAACAUUGAAGUUGUUCAAUUAUUGGUGGAAACAAUUUUCGGAGGAUCAUUUUGUGCUAGUGUAAUCAGUUCUGGCAUUAAAAUCUAAUGUGAAAAAUA
This is a messenger RNA of Frankliniella occidentalis (western flower thrips), 2475 nucleotides long. Its product is annotated as ESF1 homolog. Gene Ontology annotation, molecular function: RNA binding. The transcript is spliced from 12 exons. Gene Ontology annotation, cellular component: nucleus. Lineage: Eukaryota; Metazoa; Arthropoda; Insecta; Thysanoptera; Thripidae. Gene Ontology annotation, biological process: rRNA processing. The coding region runs from base 157 to 2385 and encodes 742 amino acids. The record is from RefSeq and is a predicted model, not a curated record.